GGCUAAAAACCAACCGGAGCGGCCUGUGUGCUGGGGGACACAGAAACGUCAUCGUGCAGCACCGAUCACAAGAAGAAGAAGAUGAUGAUGAUGGUGUUUGUAUUUAGCAUGAACCGGAAGUGCUUGUCCCGGCGCUAACGCGGGCGGGGAGGUCAGAGCCCAGGCGCACCCUCAGCAUGGGAGACACCCGCGUGGACUGUAACGUGGUCUUCCCGGAGCCUCACCUUUCAGAGAGAUACUGGCGCGGAUCGAAGGAGCCCGUGGUUCUCCUGCUGGGCUGGGCUGGCUGCAGAGACCGGCACCUCUCCAAGUACAGCUCCAUCUACAACCGGAAGGGAUGUGUCACUGUGCGAUACACUGCCCCCUUGAGGACAGUGUUUAUCUCAGAAUCGUUUGGAUACAAGGAACUGAAAAGCAUUGCACACAAGCUGCUUGAGGUCCUGUACGACUACGAGGUGGAGAGCAACCCCGUCCUCUUCCACGUGUUCAGCAACGCCGGCUUCAUGCUAUACCGUUACAUGGUGGAACUCCUGCGGAGCCAGAAGCAGUUUGACUCCUUGUGUGUGGUGGGCGCGGUCAUGGACAGUGCUCCGGGGAGUCAGAAUGUGCCAGGUGCCCUGCGGGCCCUCAGGACCACGCUGGGCCCCGACGUCCACGUGUUACUACGCUACACCUUCCUGGUCCUGUUCGCCAUCAUGGUAGUCCUGCUCCGGGUCGUCCUGUAUCCUAUUACCAAGUACUUCCACAAGAACCACUACGAUGCUCUGUUGGAGCGUCCAGCCCCCUGGCCCCAGAUGUACCUCUACUCCCGCGCUGAUCGCGUGAUCAGACACGCGGACGUGGAGCGGAUGGUCAGGGUGCUCCAGGAGAGAGGGCUGUCCGUGGAGAGCUUCGACUUCAUCGCGCCGGCCCACGUCAGCUUGUUCCGCGACUGUCCCGAGGACUACUCCAGCCGCUGCCAGACCUUCCUGGAAAACUGCAUGUCUCGUUUUGAGGGGCCCCUACAAAAGAAACGUGUCCAAGUUCAGCACUGAGACCUUAAAUAUUUAGUCAUAUGAGACCAGUCACAUGUCCAUCCCUGCAUAUCUUUGUGAAAACUACUGACUAACAGGCUUACAAAGGGGCCCUUUUUUAUAAAUCCCUGUAAGAUAACACCAACUUCUAAUGUAUUAGAAUCUGUAUUUGUCUUGUACUGUGAACUGAAAACUGAGAGUACUGAAUUGACAUUGUUUAUUGUAAUUGAUCUGUUAAUGUAUUUGACUUAACGUGCCUUCCUGAAAUAAAGACUAGUUCUGUUUGAUUAAACACCAA
This is a messenger RNA of Electrophorus electricus (electric eel), 1311 nucleotides long. Lineage: Eukaryota; Metazoa; Chordata; Actinopteri; Gymnotiformes; Gymnotidae. The record is from RefSeq and is a predicted model, not a curated record.